AUGACAUGCAGACAUCUGAUUGACAUAUCGAGCUCGCAGGCUGAUCCUUUACAGAGUCGAGAUGUACAAGAGAGAAUAGACAAAUAUAGAGCCCUACUCGAUCAAAUGGAUAGCCAACCGGUCUCUUCUACACGAAUGGGCGGUCCAAAAAAAGAAAUCUACAUGUCUGACCACAUCUCACCCGUCGAUAUUCUGGCAGCCGCCAAACCAAACGAAGGCAUGACUGAAACUCAGGUUGAUUGGUUGUACCAAACCAUGGAUACUAUUCAAGACAGUCUUCAACAGAUACAAGUAAGCCCAGCUGGUGAAAUGGUUGUACGCUUGACAAUGCCAGGCAGUACCCCUAUCAGAGCAUUCUAA
This is a messenger RNA of Phycomyces blakesleeanus NRRL 1555(-), 360 nucleotides long. RefSeq lists its product as hypothetical. The coding region runs from base 1 to 360 and encodes 119 amino acids. The record is from RefSeq and is a predicted model, not a curated record. Lineage: Eukaryota; Fungi; Mucoromycota; Mucoromycetes; Mucorales; Phycomycetaceae. The transcript has a single exon.